AGUUGCUGCAGCGAAAGGCGGCGAUGACUAAACACGAAAAAAGUAACACGCGGCCGCGGGGCGACGGGGAGAGACGGGAGGCCGAGGGGCAUACGAUUCCUUACUACGAAUGCAAAUAGUAGUCUCACGGCUGACAUGACGUAAAAAUGAAUAUCAUUCAUUACGCUGCUAAUCACAGGUCGCACACCAUGGCUGUCGAAAAGCUCGUUUAUCCUGCGGCGGAACGCAAUAAGAAUCCGAUACUGUCGGUGCUGAAACGCUACAUCCAGCCUGGCGCCGAUCAGACACUCCUGGAGAUAUCCUCCGGCUCGGGGCAACACGUGGCGCAUUUCGCGCCGCACUUCCCGCAGGUCACAUUUUACCCGUCCGAGUACGACCCGUAUCUGCUUGGGAGCAUUGCUGCGCACGCGAACGGAUACUCGAACAUAAGGAAACCCGUGCUGAUCGACGUCACUACGGACUUCCGGCUGUGGGACAACGGCACCUUCAAGCCGAAUAGUUUGGAAUACAUAUACAACGCGAACAUGAUGCACAUCUCGCCGUAUCAAUGCACCAUCGGCCUAUUUAAGAACGCCGGUCAAUUGUUGAAGCGUCACGGACUGUUGAUUACAUACGGGCCGUACGCCUGCGACAGUGUGAUCUACCCGGAGAGCAAUGUGAAAUUUCACAAUUCCCUGAGAUCGCAGAAUCCCAGCUGGGGUUUGCGCGAUAUAAGCGAUCUGAAGCGGUUGGCCGAGAAAAGCGAUAUCAAACUGACGGAGGUCGUGGAUAUGCCCGCUAAUAACAAGACGAUUGUUUGGAGAAAAGAUGGAAGAGCUGACAGAACAGGCGAGCACGUGUCUCCGAUUGGCAGAACAGCUGGUGAAACUGCCAAGACUUAGGUUACACGCGCGAACGAUGUUGUUAUCGUUAAGUUUACGUGUAG
Molecule: messenger RNA, 925 nt
Organism: Dinoponera quadriceps
Lineage: Eukaryota; Metazoa; Arthropoda; Insecta; Hymenoptera; Formicidae
Product: UPF0585 protein C16orf13 homolog A
Exons: 3
Coding region: 147-881 (244 amino acids)
Source: RefSeq, a predicted model, not a curated record